Molecule: messenger RNA, 336 nt
Organism: Hydatigera taeniaeformis
Lineage: Eukaryota; Metazoa; Platyhelminthes; Cestoda; Cyclophyllidea; Taeniidae
Source: the annotation of a GenBank genome assembly
GGCCGUUUGCGCGAGGGUUCUCAAUACGCCGCGCCACGGAGUUUGCACCCUGGUCGUGGACUGACUCUAAUGCCUGUUCACGGUUUGAACGUCUGGUCAAUGGUCCAUCACGACAGUCUGGUGUUGACACGGAAGGCGCUGGACAUUCUAGAAGCACGUCUACUUGCUGCACAGCGUCGGAUUAUCCGUUCAAGCUCGGCUGUUGAAUGGCGCCCUCCAUUGGCCGGCGAUUGGUUGGUGGGACGAGAUCACGCGGCUGAUAGGGCUCAUCCUCCUGAGCGUCACUUUUCCGAAUUGUUAGGCGAUCCUGAGGAGUUGAGACAGAAAUUGCAGUAA